This is a messenger RNA of Durio zibethinus, 1148 nucleotides long. RefSeq lists its product as uncharacterized. The record is from RefSeq and is a predicted model, not a curated record. Lineage: Eukaryota; Viridiplantae; Streptophyta; Magnoliopsida; Malvales; Malvaceae.
AUGGAGAACAAUAAAGAAAUGAAGGCACAGCCAAAAAGAGGUUUAUGGAAACCAGAGGAAGACUCGAUUUUGAAAAACUAUAUUGAGACUUAUGGCGAAGGCAACUGGGCAACCGUAUCUAAGAGAUCAGGGUUGAUGAGAGGAGGGAAAAGUUGUAGACUGAGAUGGAAGAAUUACCUGAGACCAAACAUCAAACGUGGUGGAAUGUCUAAGGAGGAAGAAGACCUUAUUAUCCGAAUGCACAAGCUUCUUGGUAACAGAUGGUCUCUAAUUGCUGGGAGACUUCCUGGUCGAACUGACAACGAGGUGAAGAACUAUUGGAAUACCCAUUUGAACAAGAAGAGCCUUUUAGGAAAAAGAAAAACUAUUGACUCAAACAAGCAACAUGAUGAACACGAAGACAAUAUUGAGAAGCAGGAUAGCAAGAAACCAAGGGAGUUGCAAAAUUCUCAGCCCAUUUUCACCACAAGUCCAGCAAGGACAACAGAUCAGGGGUUGGAUUCGGAUGAGAAGAAAGAAGUGAAGGAAGAGAGCAGUGUUAUAGACAGUGCGGUUCAGUGCUUCAACUAUGACUAUGACAUGGUAGGAACUCCAGUGAUGAUGCACCCCAAUUACUCAAAUUUUGUGUUUGAUGAAGGGCCUUUCACAUCCUAUUUGGAUUCUUUUGUUCUGUUUGAAGCAUUUGGGACAGAUUCAGAUGUGUAAAUGGGAAUCCAAUUAUUCUUGCCUUAGUUACAGCAUUUACGUGGACUACCACCUGGACAGAGCACUUUGCUGGCUGCCGGGAGUUGUUUUGUCCCAAGAGACAAACACCUUUAGGCUUUAGCAGGAGAGUGCAUUGCAUUUGCAUCCUACGUACUACCUUUUGAAAGCAGUGUUAAGCGCAUUAUCAGGAAUUUGUGAGCGUAAACAAGUGAAGUGAGGAUUAUAAUUUUAACUUUAACUAGUAAUUUUGAUCCUAAUGCUUAAGUUAAAAUUAUAAUUCUUUCCUUUUCAGAUUUUUUUUUUAAAAAGCAAAUAGACGAAAUAAUUAAGAGUCAACUUUACGUCUUUACCCAUGACUGUAUUAUUACGAGUAUCAAUGUCAAGUAGAAGAUCCAAUCUUUUUUUUUCAGUGUUUAUUUGUAAUAUAUAUAAAAUUUAUUGAU